AUGUCGUCCUUGCGACGACGCAUCUUGGGAGACAACAAUAUUCCGUCAUCGGAUGUUUCGCGUGAGGUGACGCCCGAUAGAGAAGAUGAUGUGCGCGCCAAGCUACGCCAGGUCCGCCAGGAUCUGCGAGAGCAUAAACGUGCCAAAGGAACUAAACGCCGAAACACCUUUAUAUUUGUUCUGGGAGGUCUCGUGGGUGUUUUUGUUGCCCUCUUCUUUGCGCACCAGAAUGAUGUCAUCAACUUCGAGGGCCUGGCCGAGCUCAAUCUGGACUCCUUGAUUGAUGUGAUUCCUGCGAGUAUUAUGAAAGAUGCGCGUGAUAUCCAGCAACAUGAGCGAGAUGCGGUCAACUACGACGCUUUUGCUAUCGGACUACACUUGAGCAACCAAGGCAUCAAAGCCAAGCAUCCGGUCAUUAUGAUUCCAGGAGUGAUCUCGACUGGUCUGGAGAGCUGGGGCACAGACGAGCGGUCGCGACAGUACUUUCGCAAGCGCCUCUGGGGCAGUUGGAGCAUGAUGCGCGCACUGGUCAUGGACAAAACCAGUUGGAAGCAGCACAUCAUGCUAGAUAAAAAUACCGGGCUCGAUCCACCGGGGAUCAAGCUUCGCGCGGCGCAAGGCUUCGACGCGGCCGACUUCUUCGUCACGGGCUACUGGAUCUGGAGCAAAAUUCUCGAAAACCUCGCAACUAUUGGAUACGAUCCUACCAACGCGUUCACCGCCGCGUACGACUGGCGGCUGUCGUACAUGAAUCUGGAAACCCGCGACAACUACUUUACGCGGCUAAAGAGCCAUAUUGAGCUUGCGAAGCAAAUCUCGGGCAAAAAGGCCGUGCUUGUCUCGCACAGUAUGGGCUCGCAAGUCCUCUUCUACUUUUUCCACUGGGUUCAAGCCAAAGGCUACGGCAACGGCGGCGAUUCAUGGGUCGAAGACCACGUCGACUCAUGGAUUAACAUCAGUGGCUGCAUGCUUGGCUCUCUCAAGGGCAUGCCUGCCGUGGUAUCUGGCGAAAUGAAAGAUACAGCACAACUGAACGCGUUCGCCGUGUACGGGCUAGAAAAGUUUCUCAGUCGCGAAGAGCGCACGGAGAUUUUCCGCGCCAUGCCCGGUAUCUCCAGCAUGCUUCCCAAGGGAGGUAAUGCAGUCUGGGGAAACGAGACGUGGGCACCCGACGACACAGAACACCAAAAAGUCACGUUUGGCCCGUUCAUCAACUUCAAGGAAUCGAAUUCCUCGACGUCCCCUAGAAAUCUCACCGUCGAGGCAAGUCUCGAGUAUCUUUUUUCCAACAGCGAGGAAUGGUACCAGAAGGCGGUGCUCGACGCUUACUCGCACGGCGUCGCGCAUACUCGCAAAGAAGUCGAGGCGAAUGAGCGCGAUCCCCGGAAAUGGGUCAACCCGCUGGAAACGGCGCUGCCGAAUGCCCCGAAUUUGAAGAUUUAUUGCUUCUAUGGCAUUGGAAAGCCGACAGAACGCACAUACUUUUACCGCGAGGAACACUUGGCUGCCAAGCUCAAUGUCACCAUCGAUACGUCGCUGACUAUAGGCAAUAUCGAUCACGGUAUCGUCAUGGGCGAGGGCGACGGCACUGUUCCCCUGCUGAGCAACGGAUACAUGUGCGCCAAGGGCUGGAAAAUGAAACGGUAUAAUCCAGCAGGCGUCAAGGUGAAAAUGUAUGAGAUGCCGCAUGAGCCAGACCGCUUCUCCCCUCGUGGUGGACCCAAUACCGGCGACCACGUCGACAUCCUCGGCCGCGCAUCUCUCAACGAACUCAUCUUGCGCGUCGCCGCCGGCCAUGGCGACGAGAUUGAAGACACCAUCUUGUCCAACAUUCUUGAAUACUCUGACCGCGUCAAGAUUUAUGACGACGAGUAG
Molecule: messenger RNA, 1875 nt
Organism: Xylona heveae TC161
Lineage: Eukaryota; Fungi; Ascomycota; Xylonomycetes; Xylonales; Xylonaceae
Product: Phospholipid:diacylglycerol acyltransferase
Exons: 3
Coding region: 1-1875 (624 amino acids)
Biological process (GO): triglyceride biosynthetic process; lipid storage
Cellular component (GO): cytoplasm; perinuclear endoplasmic reticulum
Molecular function (GO): phospholipid:diacylglycerol acyltransferase activity
Source: RefSeq, a predicted model, not a curated record